Messenger RNA from Pseudocercospora fijiensis CIRAD86, 1812 nucleotides. RefSeq lists its product as uncharacterized. Bases 1 to 1812 code for a protein of 603 amino acids. Lineage: Eukaryota; Fungi; Ascomycota; Dothideomycetes; Mycosphaerellales; Mycosphaerellaceae. Gene Ontology annotation, biological process: mitochondrial translation; glutaminyl-tRNAGln biosynthesis via transamidation. The record is from RefSeq and is a predicted model, not a curated record. Gene Ontology annotation, molecular function: glutaminyl-tRNA synthase (glutamine-hydrolyzing) activity. The transcript has 2 exons.
AUGAGACCAUCUGCCGUCCGCCCACCAUCUAUACUGAGCCUUUCGAAUCCCGCACGGGGUGCAGCUCGCAGACCUCGAGCAUGCUUCGUUGCGAAAUGGCUUCAAUCGCGACAGAUCUCUGUCUCGCCUUUGGUACAUCAAGAAGCAGUUCCUCUGCGGAAACAUCUCAAGGAUGAAGCAAAGAGGAAGAAGGCAGAAACUAAGGCGAACGGCCGUGAUAAGAGCAGAUCAAACGAUGCAUCCCCGAGAUUGGAAAAAUGGGAGCUGACGGUGGGCAUCGAGAUACACGCCGAGUUGAACACCGCCUGUAAGCUGUUCUCCAAUGCCCCAGCAUCUGUAGGAGAGGGCAAUGGGGCGGCGAACAGUAGAGUGGCGCUGUUUGAUGCUGCGAUGCCUGGCACACAACCGCAGUUCCAAGUGGCCACUCUUCUCCCUGCCCUUCGAGCAGCCAUAGCGCUUGGCUGCAACAUUCAGAGGAAAAGUGGUUGGGACCGAAAACAUUACUUUCAUUGGGAUCAACCGAAUGGAUACCAGAUUACUCAAUACUAUGCACCUUUCGCAAAAAAUGGCACCCUCACUCUCACUACUUCCGACGGCAUCUCUCCCACCGACCUCACGCCCGGCUCCUCCGCCCUCGAAAUUGGGAUCAAGCAGAUUCAAAUGGAACAAGAUACCGCCAAAACCACAUCUCAUGGAGCCUCAACUUACCAUAUUGACCUCAAUCGCGCCGGCCACCCGCUUAUCGAAAUAAUCACGCUCCCUCACAUCCAUUCACCACAGACAGCUGCAGCUGUAGUCCGCAAAAUUCAAACCAUUCUCAAAAGUGUAGACGCUUGUGCGACGGGCAUGGAACUAGGUGGUCUAAGGGCAGACGUCAACGUGUCGGUUCGAGAACGAGGCACUGCCGGGACCGGCGCUACCUAUUCUGGCGUCAGUGGGCUUGGGCAGAGGACUGAGAUCAAAAAUUUGAGCAGCUUCAAAGCUGUGGAGGAUGCGAUUAUUGCCGAAAGAGACCGACAAAUAUCUGUUCUUGAAAGUGGAGGAUUUGUGGAGGGCGAAACUCGCGGGUGGACUCUUGGUGAGAAAGAGACGAGAAGGCUAAGAGGGAAAGAAGGAGAGGUCGACUACAGGUAUAUGCCUGACGCGGAUCUGCCAUCAUUGGUCAUCGGAAGCGAUUUGGUGAAGCAUCUGAGAGACACAAUGCCAGAGCGACCGCAGGAAACGGUCGAAAGGGUGUUGGAGAGGUAUGGGUUAAGUGAGAAAGACGCGAAAACAAUCGUUGGGCUUGAUGAUGGUGACAGAUUGGAGUUCAUGGAGGAAACUGUGAGCAUUCUGGGCGAGCUAUCGACAGAGAAAGACAACAAGAAAUUGGGAAAGAUGGUCGGCAACUGGGUCUUGCAUGAACUUGGCGGAUUGAUGGAGACCAGCAUGGUGUGGCAAAAUGUGAAAGUCACGCCGCAGGAGCUCGCACACAUUCUCGUAAGGCUCACGAACAAGCAGAUUACUGCUCGCGCAGCAAAGCAAUUGCUGGCCACGCUAUACGCAUUGCCGGAAUCAUCGAGACCCAGCGUGGAGCAAUUGAUCGAUGAAGGAAACCUCCGCCUACGACCACUUUCCGAUGCCGAAUACACCACUUUAGCGAAGGGGAUUAUGAACGAGAAUCGAGAGAUGGUUGACGCGGUCGUCAAGAAGGGUCAGAAAGGCAAAAUUAUGUGGUUCGUUGGACAGAUGGUGCGCAGGGGUGAGGAAGGUACUGUUGAGCCAGAAAAGGCGAGGCAAAUUGUUGAAGGUCUCCUUGCGGCCACUCAGUGA